Molecule: messenger RNA, 654 nt
Organism: Aspergillus oryzae RIB40
Lineage: Eukaryota; Fungi; Ascomycota; Eurotiomycetes; Eurotiales; Aspergillaceae
Exons: 3
Coding region: 1-654 (217 amino acids)
Source: RefSeq, a predicted model, not a curated record
AUGUCGGUUGGUCGAAAGUCAUCGGUUUCCCUGUCCUUAAACUCUUUAUCCACUCCCACUCCCAGUUCUAACCCGGGCCCCGUCGGUCUUUCAUUUGUGAACAGUGAUAUUGACCUACUGCCGGAGGACCUCGAACAUGGACUCUGGCAAUAUCAGGAAGGGCUCGAGUCACAUACCUUGCUCCACAGCCCUUCCAUGCAGUCUUAUGUUUCCUUGGAUGAUCUGUCCAUGAACCCAUAUACUAUAACUGGACGAGAAAUAGACUUCGAAUCCAACGUAUCUGCUGACGUUGACUUGGGAUCCAGUCAGUCAGCCUUGGGCUCAGACAUUUACCCUGAAUUCCAAGCCCAGGACAUAGCUUCUGAGAAUCUCAGCUGGUACCGUCAGGGCAAUAUCGUCUCUCACGAUUUCGGGACUUACCAGAACGAUCCCCAUCUGAACGACCAUCUGAAUGGCCGUUUCAUUCGGCUGGACUCAGCCAUGCAAGAGCUCCUACGAGUUGAGAACCAUAUCGUCGACCGUAGAAUGGGCAGAAGGUUUAACCCAAAUUCUACCACCAAAAAAUCCCGCCCCAAUCUUAGGUGCACAUGGAAAGGGUGCAAGUACAAGAAUCCGUUUAACCGCUCGGCCGAGUUGGAAAGACAUAAGACAUAA